GCGAGAGAGUGGGAGGCAAGGCGAGGGAGGGAGGAGAUCUACCGCCUAUCUGUCUUCGCAUGAAAGCCCGUCGCUGAGCCUUUUCGUCUCCAGCUCCAGUGUGAAGAAUUAGGGUUUCUUCGUUGCCUUCUUUCAUGGCGACCAAGGAGAAGGACGUAAUCCGACUGGAGCGAGAAUCGGUGGUUCCGAUUCUGAAGCCCAGGCUCAUCAUGACGUUGGCUAACCUCUUAGAACGCUCCACCGACCGCGUCGAGUUUUUGAAGCUGUGCAAGAGGAUCGAGUAUACCAUUCGUGCUUGGUACUUUCUGCAGUUCGAGGAUUUGAUGCAAUUGUACUCUCUAUUUGAUCCCGUCCACGGCGCUCAGAAAUUGGAGCAGCAACAUUUGUCUCCCAAAGAGAUUGACGAGCUCGAACAGAAGUUCUUGCAUUACUUGUUUCAGGUAAUGGAAAAAAGCAAUUUCAAGAUAGUUACUGAUGAGGAAAUAGAAGUUGCACGCUCUGGGCAGUAUCUUUUGAAUCUUCCCAUUUCAGUGGACGAGUCAAAGCUAGACAGCAGACUUUUGUCGCGAUAUUUCACUGAGCAUCCUCAUGAUAACCUCCCAGAUUUCUCCAAUAAGUAUGUAAUUUUCCGACGUGGACUUGGGAUUGAUCGCACAAGUGACUACUUCAUUAUGGAGAAGGUGGAUAUGAUCAUUUCACGGAUAUGGGCCUGGUUGCUUUGUGUUACGAGAUUGCAAAGUUUACUAGCUAGAAGGCAAAGCCGAAGAUUGCCAAAAGAUCCAAAGAAAACUGAUGAAAUAGCUUCCCCGGAGGAGAGUGAUGACUUUUUUGUUGAACGAAUUCGAAUUGAGAACCUGGAACUGAGCAUGAAAAAUCUGCUUAGCAAGAUUACAAUUCAAGAACCAACUUUUGACAGGAUGAUCGUAGUGUACAGGCCUGCAAGUAGUAAGGGACAAGAUAACCAUGGAGUUUUUAUCAAGCAUUUUAAGAACAUCCCUUUGGCUGAUAUGGAACUAGUCCUGCCAGAGAAGAAAAAUCCAGGCCUGACACCAAUGGACUGGGUCAAGUUUCUCAUUUCUGCAGUCUUAGGUUUGGUUGCUCUCUUUAGCUCACUCGAAAUGCCUAAAGCGGAUAUAUGGGUUAUAGUUGCUAUUCUUUCUGGGCUUGUUGGUUAUUGUGCCAAGACAUACUUCACGUUUCAACAAAAUCUGGCAGUGUACCAGAACUUAAUCACAAAGUCGAUGUAUGAUAAACAAUUGGAUAGUGGGAAAGGGACUCUUCUUCAUUUGUGUGAUGAUGUUAUACAGCAGGAAGUGAAAGAGGUUAUCAUAGCGUUCUUCAUUUUGAUGGAGCAGGGAAAAGCAACAAAACAGGAUCUUGAUCUGCGGUGUGAAGAACUUAUGGAAUCUGAGUUUGGCCAGAAAUGUAAUUUUGAGGUAGAUGAUGCAGUUCAGAAGCUAGAGAAGCUUGGAAUUAUCGGUCGGGAUUCUAUUGGAAGAAUUUACUGUGUUGGGCUUCAGCGUGCUAAUGAGAUCAUAGGCACCACGACAGAAGAGUUAGUAUUGAAGGCAAAGCAGACCCCCUCCUGAUCGAACUGCAGGUGCAGUCCAAGGAAGUCCAACACUCCGCCUUUCAUAGUGUGGGAGUUCCCCUUUUCCAUUUGUGACUUGUUUGUCUCUGUGCCCUGUUUUCCUGCAAUGCAGGCUGCAGUGUGUGUGCAGUUGUUCCUUGUAUCGACUCCUCCAUGUAACAUGACCUUGGCUGUUGUAUUUGUAAUGCACAAAGUGGUCCAUGUAAGAUUUGCACUUUCA
This is a messenger RNA of Nymphaea colorata (pocket water lily), 1811 nucleotides long. RefSeq lists its product as uncharacterized. NCBI's taxonomy places the organism in Eukaryota, Viridiplantae, Streptophyta, Magnoliopsida, Nymphaeales, Nymphaeaceae. The coding region runs from base 135 to 1589 and encodes 484 amino acids. The record is from RefSeq and is a predicted model, not a curated record. The transcript has 16 exons.